GACGCAUUUAUCCUAAUGACAGGACCAAAACAAUCCCAUUUCUCAAAAACUUUUGAAUCUGAAGCACCACACGCUUCGCCUCGACCCCCCUACUCACCCCCACCCCCCUCCUCCCUCCAGUUCCACGCAGGAGCAGCCCCGCUGGUAGGGUUUCACUCUCUCCGCGGUGAAGAGGAGGGCAGGCAGUUCAAUACAAGCGGUGGGACACAGAUCUACCUGGGAAUCUAUAAUCCUCCUCCUCUGACACGCGCCCCCUCUGGGACUCGCUGGGAUACCUGGGUCUUAGCCAUGGCUCUAACAGCUCCUGCCCCUUCUAACAAGAGGAAGAAGGCCACCAAGAUCAUUACGGACCUGUCCAACAUCAGCCAGAAUGACGAUGAGUCAGACUCCGAGGCCGCCGAACUUGAUUUGGGCACCAAGAUCAAGACGCCCAAGGACGUGAUGCUGGAGGAACUGUCUCUGCUCAAGAACAAGGGCUCCAAGAUGUUCAAGAUGAGACAGCAGAGAGUGGACAUGUUCAUUGUGACCAAUGAGAAUAUGCAGAAUCUCCAGAACCUCCUGAUGACCCCUCCCCCUGUCCCACCGAAGCCCGAGAUGCCGAAGGAAGAAGGUCAGGUCACAGUGGUGGAGGAGGAGACGGUGGACGAGGAGGCCGAGAAGGAGAGGAGGAGGCAGGAGUACGUCCGCACCUACGUCUCACCCUGGGAGCGAGCCAUGAAGGACAACGAGGAGCUGAAAGCCACCAUGAAGCUGUCCAUGCCGGGACCCAUCCAGAACCACCUGCAACUGCCUCAGUACAAGAGCUUCAAUAGGAGCGCGACGCCCUUCGGCGGCCCGGACAGAGCGGCCAAGGCGCUGACCUUCGAGCUGCCGGAGGUCGGCGCCGCCGCCGAGGAGCCCGAGACGCCGGGCGGCCCGCAGGCCGACGUGCGCUCGCGGCCCUCCUUCAACCGCACGCCCAUCGGCUGGGUGUGCAGCGAGGACACGUCCAGCAUCCACAUAGAACUGGACAACGUGCCCUUCGACGGGGAGACGGACGACCUGUGAGCGGGACGCGGGACGCGGAUACACGCAGCAACAUGAGCACAGACAGAACUGUGAACACGUGUUGUACCUUGAGAACAAUAAUUGAUUUAAAUUCAUUUGAAAUGGAUAAAGACCUCCCCUGA
This is a messenger RNA of Betta splendens (Siamese fighting fish), 1169 nucleotides long. RefSeq names its product myozenin 1b (gene myoz1b). Gene Ontology annotation, cellular component: actin cytoskeleton; Z disc. NCBI's taxonomy places the organism in Eukaryota, Metazoa, Chordata, Actinopteri, Anabantiformes, Osphronemidae. Gene Ontology annotation, molecular function: telethonin binding; FATZ binding; actin binding. Bases 16 to 1047 code for a protein of 343 amino acids. The transcript is spliced from 6 exons. The record is from RefSeq and is a predicted model, not a curated record.